This is a messenger RNA of Cervus elaphus (red deer), 1781 nucleotides long. Its product is annotated as centriole, cilia and spindle-associated protein-like. The transcript has a single exon. The record is from RefSeq and is a predicted model, not a curated record. Gene Ontology annotation, molecular function: microtubule binding. NCBI's taxonomy places the organism in Eukaryota, Metazoa, Chordata, Mammalia, Artiodactyla, Cervidae. Gene Ontology annotation, biological process: regulation of mitotic spindle assembly. Bases 1 to 864 code for a protein of 287 amino acids. Gene Ontology annotation, cellular component: ciliary basal body; ciliary transition zone; axoneme.
AUGUGGGGGGUGUGGCGUGCUUCUGCGUCGUGUCGUGGGUUCCGUAGGCGACCGCGCGGCGCGGAAAGCGGGCGUUCGGGGCCGGCGCGGGGCACCUUGUCCCCGGGGAGCGGCGUGAAGAGCGAGUACAUGAAGCGCUACCAGGAGCCGCGCUGGGACGAGUACGGGCCUUGCUACCGUGCGCUGCGCCACUACCGCCUGGGUCGCCGGCUGCUGGAGCAGGCGCACGCGCCCUGGCUCUGGGACGACUGGGGCCAGGCCGGCGCCUCGGACGACUCGGCGUCGUCGGCGUCGUCGGGCACCGGGGGCCCCACGCCCCAGUGCGUCCCGGCCUCGCCGCCGCAGCCCGCGGAGCCUGAGGCGCGUGGAGGGCCGGAGGAACGGGGCAUGGAGGCCGCGGGGGACGCGGCGCCGCCAGCACUGCCAGUGAAAGAUGUAAAAGAGAAACCUGAACGACAGAUCAGGAUGAGAGACCCUGAAAAAUCAGCCAGCGGUCCUGACCCUCAGCAACCACCAAGUGCCUUAGCUGCCCGAGGAAGCAGGAGAGCCAUCAAGAGUCCUCAGAGGUCAUCCACUAAGAUAAAAGAACAGAAGCACCCGUUAGCCCUCUAUGGGUGGGGAGAGAAACAGACGGACACAGGAAGCCAGAAAACUCACAACGUCUGCGCUUCUGCCCCCGUGCGGGAGAUCCAUGAAUCGGCACUGCGAGCCAAGAGCAGAAGGCAGGUGGAGAAGAGGCGGCUGGCGGCUCAGAGGCAGCGGGCUCACUCUGCUGAUGUGGAGAAAAAUAGGCGGGUCAAGCCUGCCUCCUCAGAGAACCCAUGGAUGACGGAGUAUAUGAGAUGCUACUCUGCCAGAGCUUGAGGGAAGGAACAGUUGCUUGGACAACCUCUUUUUAAAAGUGUAAAUGAAAGAAAAGAACAAAACAAAAACUACCAAAAGAAACUGGACACAGGUUUAAGAAACCAACUGAUUAUGCAAGGUUUUUCUUGGGGAAUUUCCAAAAGAUUGUCUCUUUUGAUGAAUCCUGGUCACCCGCCUCAGGAGUAGGGUGACAACUGAAGCCAUAGACAUUCGGUUAUUUAUGAGGAGAAUUCCCUAAAUCUUUGAUAUUCUUCUAAGGGGUUUGUUUUAAAGCAUCUUAAUCUUUUAAGAUACUGACACCACAUGCCUUUAAAUGGCUGACAGAUGCUUAACUUCAGUUUCUAGGUUCAGGUUAGGUGAAGCCCGUUUUCCUCCUGUUCUGAACAGCUCCUCAGAUUCCAGAGCUGGCAAGCUCACGCCAGCUUGCCACAGAAGAUUCCUUUUCCUUAUGUGUAGUUUGCUUUGGGAAAGAAUAUCAAGCUAAAAGUGAAUUUCAGCACUAUUGUUGAUACCAUGUAUAGUGAAAGCAUUGUAGAACAUUGGUAGUUCCUAAACAAUUAAAUGUUUUUUUGUGUUUCAGUUCAAGCACCACUUCAUGUGGACUGUGAUAUUUAAGAACUAUCUGGACUGGAUGAGGGUCAUCCUUUCUCUUUAAAUUGUCAUCUAGGCACUUAUUAAUAGUUUAGUUCAAGUGCAUUCCAAAUGAAAUGUUUAGACGUAGUACUGAAGUUUCUUUUGAGUCAAAGACUGUCACUUUUUAUUGAGAUUUUUAAAGGACACUUAAUGGGGUACCAGUCACUUGCUGCAAUCUGGCCUUUUGGCACUCACCCACUGUGGAGUUUUGCCUCUGCUAGAAGAGUUUAGCAAUGAUACUUAGAAUUUAAAAUCUAAAAUUUCACUUAGUAAAUUGACAUUGU